This is a messenger RNA of Trichomonas vaginalis G3, 1902 nucleotides long. Its product is annotated as cilium-dependent cell motility. Gene Ontology annotation, biological process: cilium-dependent cell motility; axonemal dynein complex assembly; regulation of cilium movement. Lineage: Eukaryota; Parabasalia; Trichomonadida; Trichomonadidae. The record is from RefSeq and is a predicted model, not a curated record. The coding region runs from base 1 to 1902 and encodes 633 amino acids. The transcript has a single exon. Gene Ontology annotation, cellular component: axonemal dynein complex; axoneme.
AUGAGCUCGAGUCAGCAAUCUGAGGAAAGCAGGAAACUGAUUCAGCAAAUGUUCCAGAAGGCUCGUCAGAGCACAUCUGCAAUGGUCCAAGAGCAUCUUUCUAUCGAACAAGAACGUACAUAUAGAUUUAAGAAUACGAAGAAAGGAAUCCAAGAGAAAUUUAAAGAAAUUGAUGAGAAAAUUGAAGAUGACAAAGCUGAAUGGGGUGAUGCCUGGGAUAAUGUUUUGGCUCAGACAAAUCCAGUUGAUUUCGAUAAAGAACUUCGUAAAACAAGGGAGCAGUGCGAAAACGUUAUUGCCAUGAAGCUUGCAUUCGUCAAGCAAUUAGAACAAGAAGUUAUGAAAAGAGAUCAUGAGUACGUUAAUAAGAUAGCAGCACAGAAUCUCCAAAUUGAUAACAUUGUUAAAACUAUGAGAGACAAUGAAAACAAACUGCGUCAAGAAAUUACCACACAGUUAAACACCGUCGUUCAAAACUACGAACAAUCACGAAGUGCAGAUUCAUAUCGACUUUCACGUGAAGCUAAGGAAGUCGAAGCUAAGCGCCAAGAGAGAGAAAAGGUUCUUCUUCAAGAAGUUACAAAUAUGGCUAUUGCAAACCGUGACGAACUUGAACACAUCCGUCGAGUUAACGCUGAGAAGUACAUUGUCCAGCGUACCGAGUUCGAGUAUCGUCUUCAAGCUGCUCAGAAGGAAUUAGAAGAUUCCCUUGCAAAAUACCACUUUUCCAUGGAACAGUUAGAAUACGAUACUCGUAUUCUCACAGAUAACCAAGGAGAGCACGAUGACAAAGCCAAGCAGCAAGCUAAAAAGAUUUCACGUCAAAAGGAUACAAUUCGCAACCUCAAAGCCAAGUACUACGAUGAAGAAAAGCACUUCAAGCACGAGAACCAGAAAACGACCGAUGAAUACAAGAAGAUUGCCGAAAAUUAUCGUAAACUACAAGAAAGGUUCCGUAAAGUCGCUUUUGCCGACUUCAAUGCAUUCAGAGAAGUCUGGAACUACAACGAGAAGCGUCUUCACGACCUUGUUCUCAAAGUUAUCGAUGCGAAUCAAAUUAUUACUUCACAACAACUCGGCAAGGAAGUUCCUCCUGUCAAUCCAGAGUAUGUUGCCCGUCUUAUCAUCGGCACAGAAGAAUUUGAGGACCUUACGAAGACUCCGCAAGCUCCAGCAGAAGUCAAAGAAGAUUCAGCCACAGAAAAGACCACGACAGGACUUAUUUCGGGCAAAAAACUCUCAGAGAACCUUGAGCAUCUUUGGCGCCUUGUCUCCGAUGAAGUUGGUUUCCUUGUUGACGAACGUGUCAAGAAUCUUAUUAAUCUUCCAGAAGACGAAGACCCCGAGACAUCAAUGAUGAAGAUCCGUGUUGACCUUUUGCUCCAAGAUUUAGGCAUCACUUCCGAUGAAGACGCCGCUCAAUUACUUUCUUAUUUCUUGAAAGAUACAGAAUUCGAACUCGAAACUCCAGGUUUCGUUCGUCCACAUGAAGUUCUUGAAGGUCUCCGUCGUUUCGUCGAAGCUUAUCACCCAAGUACACAACAGAACCAGACAAGUCUUUUCGGCCAAAUCACAGCCGAUGCAACACAAAACACAUCAUCCGAAGUUGCCAGAGCCAUCAUCCAAUUGCAGCAGAAGAUGAAGAAGGAGUUGCCUGACCAGCUCAAAUUCAUCGAGAAGAAGACUGAUGUUGUCACCGAUGAAAUGGAAAGAAUAUGGAAGACGGCAUUCAAAGUCAUGCAGAGAUACGUCACAGAACUUGAAGAACGUGCGAAAUUGAUCGAAGAAACAGAUGCACUUAAGCGCCAGAACGAAGAACUUGAACAAAUCUUGCAGAACUCAAUCGAAUCAGAGCAAAAUGAUCAACUCAUUUAUGCUCCACAUGAAACUGUUGACUUCUAA